Messenger RNA from Vespa crabro (European hornet), 1155 nucleotides. Its product is annotated as fas apoptotic inhibitory molecule 1. The transcript is spliced from 6 exons. Gene Ontology annotation, biological process: positive regulation of neurogenesis; negative regulation of extrinsic apoptotic signaling pathway via death domain receptors; canonical NF-kappaB signal transduction. Bases 275 to 880 code for a protein of 201 amino acids. NCBI's taxonomy places the organism in Eukaryota, Metazoa, Arthropoda, Insecta, Hymenoptera, Vespidae. The record is from RefSeq and is a predicted model, not a curated record.
UCUAACGACAAUAAAUUCUUUUAACAAAGAUAUAAUAUAGAAAUAAUAUAAAUCAAUGAUGAAAUAGAUAUUAUUUUCUUGUUAUUCCUGUCUUUCUUUCUUUUUUUUUGUCAUUAUAUCUGACAUCCAUGAGAGUGUUACGUACGUCUGACAUAAAGAAGGUUCGGAUUAUUGAUUAGACCGUUGACCAUGGUUAUGAUACGAUCAAUAAUAAGGCUGACUGUAUGCGUCUAUGUAUUUGUAGGAGUAAAGUGAAUACAGGUGAGAAAGGAACAUGGCGAGCGCUCUACUUCGAAGUCUUCAAGCUUUAGAAUCGUCGGUUGAACCAACCGCAAGAUGGACAGUACCAUUGAACGAUGGUAACCAUGUGAUAGAAUUCGAGCAUGGAACUGCGACCGGUCGACGAAUUGUCAAAAUCGAUGAUAAAGUAUUAGUGAAUAGAGAAUGGAUGUUCCGUUUGGUCGGCGACGAAUUAUUUACAUUUAACGGGACUAAAUUCGUGAUUAGGGUCGAUCCAAUACCAGGUUUCAAGUAUUCGUAUACUUUAUGGGUAAAUGGGAAGAAUUAUAAAAACUUUAUACAAUCUCAAUCGAAAAUUUUGAAAUCAUGGCUUACGAAGAUAGGAGAGAAUGAAUAUAGAAUUGUAUUGGACAAACAAACACAAAGCGUGUGGAUUAAUGGUGUGCAAGUAGAUGUCGAGAACGAAUUUAUGGAUGGUGGAGCAGAAAUACUGUUCUCUGUAUCAGAAUUAUCAGCCGUGAUUAGAUCGUACAGUUCUGAUAAGAAAGAAAUUGGAAUUGAUUAUAUUUUAUACAUCGACGACAUCGAAAUAAAUGAUGAAGAAAACUACAUUCCAUGGUACAUCGACAUCGCCAACUAGGAGUUUGACUGGUAGUAAUAACAGCAUACGUGAGAGAGGUUCACCGAGUAUCUGGAGUAUGCAGUCUGGUAUUCGACGUGGAAUGUUGGAUCCAAUGUUGAGAAAGCUGAGGUGAUAUCGACCUCCAAUUUGUACGAUAAUGCUUUAACGAUCAAAUCUCUAUUCCCUUAAUAUCAAAAUAUAAAAUUUUAGAAUAACUAUACCACAACGAAUGGAAAUAAUGCAAAGCGAAAUAAUCGAACUUAAAAAUAAAUUAUUAUUACUCGAACAAUCCG